This is a messenger RNA of Paramacrobiotus metropolitanus, 2482 nucleotides long. RefSeq names its product eukaryotic peptide chain release factor GTP-binding subunit ERF3A-like. Lineage: Eukaryota; Metazoa; Tardigrada; Eutardigrada; Parachela; Macrobiotidae. Gene Ontology annotation, molecular function: translation release factor activity; GTP binding; GTPase activity. Gene Ontology annotation, biological process: translation. Gene Ontology annotation, cellular component: translation release factor complex. Bases 580 to 2292 code for a protein of 570 amino acids. The transcript is spliced from 5 exons. The record is from RefSeq and is a predicted model, not a curated record.
CUGAAAACGAAAAAAUUAAAAUCGUUUUACUUUAACCUUGCUUGAAGACUGGUUAGUUUAUACUUUAUACUUUAACUUGAUUCAUUUUUUUGUGAAUCUGUUAACACUUUCAGUUAGACGCUUUCGUCACCAUGUUUUUAAUAGGUCGCCUGGAAGGUUGCCCCACCUUACAAAAGCAGCCAACCAAUUAUAAUAUUGCAUUCCGCCCCUGUUGCAUUCCGGUUGUGUUCCGUAUGGAGUUUGUUUUACGAAAACCCUGAUCAUACGAACCACGAAGGAAAUCAGCUACCUACGUAACCGAAAUUUUUUAACUGUUCAUGGUGUUCUGGACGUGAGUGGUCUGACUGGUCUUUUUUCCAUUUUCGGGUCGCCUGGCAUAUCCUUAGUUCGUUGGGUACCACCUGGAGGGAGUACGAUCUGGAACGUUAAGCCAUUGUGGGUCUUCCUAAUGGUAUAGGCUUAGGAGACUGGUAAAGCCUAAAAGAGACUUUUUUAAACAGAGUUUUAUUCAUUGGUCACUUUACUUUGCUGCUGUUAUACGGGUGUUUUGGCACACCGUCCUUCCCUGUCUGUGCUCGAAUGGCUGGUAACGAGAUUCCGGAGUCGUGGGACGAUGGUGCGGAUGAGGUCGUGGCGCCCGUAACCUCAGCGUUCUCAAAAUUUAAUGUUCAUGCCGCAGAAUUCGUCCCGAAUUUUUCAUCGGCGCCACAGCAAGCACCAGUGCCUGCAGCAGUUGAUAUUCCACUGGAAACGCCGGCUGCUGUACCAGCACAAAAAAAGAUUCCGGAGAAAUCUGGAGGAGCAGAAGCUAAGAAGACAGCGGAAAUGAGAAAGGAAAACUCUCAACCUCAACCACUAAUUUCGCAGUCAGUCAAAAAAGAUAUUGAUGUCAGCGAGCCGUAUGCGGACUACGAAGACAUGGAAAUUGAUGAGCCCGUUUCUGAAUCACGAGCCCGUCCCGUUGACGAAGGACCUAAAAAGGAACAUUUGAACAUAGUUUUUAUUGGGCAUGUGGAUGCCGGAAAGUCUACAAUUGGAGGCCAUGUUCUCUUGGAAACUGGAACCGUUGAUAAAAGAACUUUGGAAAAGUACGAACGGGAAGCGAAGGAAGCUGGACGUGAGUCAUGGUUCUAUGCUUAUGUCUUGGACACUAACCCAGAAGAACGCGAUAAAGGAAAAACAGUGGAAGUCGGCCGAGCAGUAUUUGAAACAGAAAAGAAGCUUUUCACAAUCUUGGAUGCACCUGGGCAUAAAAGCUUCGUAGCGAACAUGUUGGAAGGAGCGUCCCAGGCGGAUAUUGCUAUACUGGUUAUUUCGGCCCGUAAAGGUGAAUUCGAAACCGGAUUUGAAAAGGGUGGACAGUCCAGAGAACACGCAUUGUUGGCCAAGACUUCGGGAGUGAAACAUUUGGUGGUUCUUAUUAAUAAAAUGGACGACACAACCGUUAACUGGAGCGAAGAACGGUAUAACGAAUGCCGGGAUAAAUUAUCCCCUUACCUGAAACAGGUUGGAUUCAACCUCAAGACGGAUGUGUUCUUUAUGCCGGUAUCCGGUUUCACGGGGGCUAAUUUGAAAGAACCAGUAGGAAAAACUGUUUGUCCAUGGUACAGCGGCCCUUCUUUUUUGGACUAUUUGGAUAAUUUACCACCUUUUCCCCGUAAUAUCGAAGGCCCGCUCCGGAUACCGAUUAUUGGCCGCUUCCGAGAAAUGGGAACAGUAGUAACUGGGAAGAUUGAGAGUGGCUCGGUCAAAAAAGGCGAUCAGCUGCUAUUGAUGCCGAAUCGAAUUUCUGUGGAAGUUUUACAAGUUUGGGCGGACGAAACUGAAGUCACUGUUGCUGCCUGUGGUGAUAACGUGCGUGUCAAGCUCAGGGGUGUCGAAGAGGACGAUGUACAAGCCGGGUUUAUUUUGUGCGAUUCAGCGAACCCUUGUAAAACAGGGUCCGAGUUCGACGCUCAGGUGGCAAUUUAUGAACACAAAAACAUCAUUUGUGCUGGGUAUAAAGCUAUAAUGCAUCUGCAUGCACUCCAAGAAGCCGUAACAGUGAAGAAGUUAAUUGCCUUAGUGGACAAGAGAACCGGAAAGCCCGACAAGGAAAACCUGGAGCACCAGUUUCCGCGGCUUCGGUGUGUCAAAGCAGGGCAAUUGGCCAUUAUUCGUUUUGAAUGUGCAGAUGGUAUUGUUUGUAUGGAGAACUGGAAGGAUUUUCCACAGUUAAGCAGGUUUACUUUACGUGACGAAGGAAAGACUAUUGGAUUUGGAAAGAUAGUGAAGAUCGGUGAUAAAAAUUAAGUAAUUUGAAAGUGCAUGUGUUGCGAUUUCGUUCCCUGCUAAGACUUAUCUCGGCCAUUUCUACUUGCGUUAUCCGUAGUUGUAUCUUUUUUAAUAUUAGGAAGGUUUUUCGGGUUUUGUACUUCUGUGGACAGUUGGUCAUUCGUGAAUAUAAAUGCUUAAGCAUACUGACAUAAAAAUGAUGAAAAUA